This is a messenger RNA of Xylona heveae TC161, 1300 nucleotides long. RefSeq lists its product as hypothetical. NCBI's taxonomy places the organism in Eukaryota, Fungi, Ascomycota, Xylonomycetes, Xylonales, Xylonaceae. The coding region runs from base 356 to 1012 and encodes 218 amino acids. The transcript has a single exon. The record is from RefSeq and is a predicted model, not a curated record.
UCUCUUCCUUUCUGUUGCUCUCUGAUUUCCCCUUUUAUUUCAUUUUUUCAUUGUAUCAAACGCGGAAAGAUUUUAUAAGGAAAGAAUUGGGGAGAGAUUUUGUAGAAUCACGUGUACUUUUCGUCUUCUUCUUUUUCACUUUUUAUUUUCCUUUCUCGGCGGGGCCUAUCUCCUUUUUCGGAUCAUUCUCUCGGUCUGGUUGUCUACUUGUCUACUUGUCUGGUUGUCUGGUUUCUUGGGUCUAGGUUUUACUUUUUAUUUCACUUGGCUCUUUUUUCCUCUUUGGCUGUAUUGGCGACGGCGCUUGUAUUUGCUUGCUUUACCUUUUUUUUUUUUCCUUUUACUUCCAUAUCUGAUGAUCAUAUACAAGGUCUAUGAGGAUUGUGUUUGUUUGUCUGUGGGUUCAAUGUACACUGGGUAUGUGUUUUGUGUUAUGUGUUAUAUGGCCAUGCGAAAUGCCAUGCCAUGCAAUGCAAUGCAGUGCAGUGUAGUGCGAUUUCAACUGCGAUUGCCAUCGCGGUGGCCAUGUGACUUUCUCUUUCGAUUAGUUGAUCCUUUUUCCCCCCGCGAUUUUGAUGUUUAUGUUAUAUUUACUUGCAGUGGUGUCUUGUCUUGCAGGUUAUAUAGGUUAGGCUUUUUCGUCUUUUUAUUGGUUUUAUCAGGUUUGUCGUUUUUAUCUUUUUAUCAGGUUUAUCGUCUUUUCUAUUUUCUUUUGUUGUUUUUGUUUUUCUCUUUGUUUGUUUUCUUUUCAUUUUGUUUGAUAUUGUAUUUUCUUUUUCAUUUUAUAUUGUAUUUUCUAUUUCAUUUGAUAACUAUUGUAAAGUUAAAGGAUAUGAUAUCCGAAACAUUUCUACUUCUUCACUACUUGUUAUUAUGCUGUCUGUCCUGUGACUCCUGUGACUCCUGUCUAGUUGGUAGAUUGAAUGUACAAGUAGUUGAAACUCGUUGUCAUUGGUAUUGCAGUGUGUGGUCGAGUAAUUGUAGUUAUGUGGUUGUGGUUGUAUGGCCAUGAGUCGUGACUCGUGGCCAAUUGACUGAAUUGAUACCUACCUACCUACCUGGGGUACACAGAUAGGUAGGCGAGUAAAAUUAUUGUAAUAUGUAGCAUGUAUUCACGUCGUGUUUAAAACUUUGAGUAUAUAUAUGACUGUCUGUAUGUCUUUUGUACGUUGCAUUGCGUGUGUUCCCUUACCAUGUUUAUAUGUGUUUCCUUUAUGCAUUUGCACUCUCUUGAUGUAUUGUCUUUUUUUUUUUUUCCCUUAAAAUGUUAGAUCUUGGGUGUUGAGUCUUGUACCUUGUA